CGCUCUCGCGUGGAGAGGCCCAUAUCGCUCUCGCCUGGAGAGACCCAUAUCGCUCCCGCGUGGAGAGGCCCAUACCGCUCCCGCGUGGUCGAGCUUCACGAUGGUGAGCGACCCAAGCUUCACGAUGGUGAGCGAAUCAAGCUUCACGAUAGUGAGCAAUUCGAGCUUCGCGAUGGUGAGCGAGCCAAGCUUCACGAUGGUGAGCGAGUCGAGCUUCACGAUAGUGAGCCAGUCAAGCUUCGCGAUGGUGAGCCAGCCAGGCUUCACGAUGGUGAGCGAGUCAAGCUUUGCGAUGGUGGCCGAGCCAAGCUUCACGAUAGUGAGCGAGUCAAGCUUCACGAUAGUGAGCAAGUCGAGCUUCGCGAAGGAGGGCGAGCCGUGCGUCCGCCCGAAAGACAGACGCAGACGGCGGGCGAAGGACAGACUCAGACGGCGGGCGAAGGAGGGCGACGCAGACAACAGGCGAAGGAGAGCCGCGGACGCAGACGAAGGUGAAGGGCGGACGCGGACGGCGGGCGAAGGAGGGCGACGCAGACGGCGGGCGGAUGAAGGAGGGCGAAUCGUCUUCCCCAGGAGGGCGAAUCGUCUUCCCCGUAGGAGGGCGAAUCGUCUUCCCCUUCCCUUCCCUUCCCCUCCAGCCGAUAAACGAAACCACUCUCCGCUAGUUCACGAAACCACUCUCCUCUAGUUCACUUAUUCUCCUCUAGUUCACUUAUUCUCCUCUAGUUCACGAAACCACUCUCCGCUAGUUCACGAAACCACUUGCUCUCCGCUAGAUCGCAAA
Messenger RNA from Schizophyllum commune H4-8, 784 nucleotides. RefSeq lists its product as uncharacterized. The coding region runs from base 101 to 688 and encodes 195 amino acids. The transcript has a single exon. Lineage: Eukaryota; Fungi; Basidiomycota; Agaricomycetes; Agaricales; Schizophyllaceae. The record is from RefSeq and is a predicted model, not a curated record.